CUGACUAUACGAUACGGAGUAUUAACGUCCUGGAGGUUGUUUUGUUAAUUGCACCAAAUGAAGUUGUGCUCUCGAGGAACUUUCCUCAUUAUGCAAAUUUUAUGUAAUUAUAAUUUAGGCUCCGCCCACUGCUGAGCAUCCCGCGAGCUGCGCUCCAAACUUUCACCGUCUCCCUUCUCCUUCAAAACUCCCUUUAACUUCGGCUGCUUUAUUUGUUCCUUGGUUAAAAUGACUGAGGCCAGAGAAAACGAAGAGGAAAUUCAGUUUCUGCGCACGGGGGACGAGGUGGUGUUGCAGAGCACCUUCAGCUCUGAGCAGGAGCAGCUGAAGUUGUGUCUGGCGGCUGAAGGCUUUGGCUGCAGACUCUGUGGUCUGGAGCCCACCUCUAACUGCAAGAAUGUACCACCGGACCUCUCUGUGUGUGUAUUUGUUCUGGCCCAGUGCCUCUCUGUCCGAGCCCUUCAAGAGAUGCUGGCCUCUAGGGAGGACCCCACCGCAGGGGCAGUCCCAGACUGUCAUCGAACACUGUUGUAUGGCCAGGCGGUGUUGUUCCGACAUUCAUACAGUGGCAUGUAUCUCAGCUGUUUGUCCUCUUCUCUGUCUUCAACUGAUAAGCUUGCAUUUGAUGUUGGUCUGCAAGAAGAUAAAGAAGGUGAGUCAUGCUGGUGGACUGUCCACCCAGCGUCCAUGCAGAGGUCAGAGGGCGAGAAGGUGCGUGUUGGAGAUGACCUCAUACUGGUCAGUAUCUCCUCAGAGAGAUACCUGCACCUGUCCUACGGCACUGUGCUGGACAACAGGCAGAGUGGGAGGGUGGUGGUGGACGCAGCCUUCCAGCAGACUCUGUGGAGCGUGGCACCGGUCUGCUCUGCCAGUGGAGUGGCUCAAGGCUACCUGAAAGGAGGAGACACACUGCGGCUGCUUCACGGACACAGCGACGCCUGCCUCACCCUGCCCUCCAGAGAGUAUGGAGAGGAGCUGCAAAGAACAAUCCAUUAUGGGAUUGGCUCAGUGUCCAGCCAGGCCUGCUCCCUCUGGAGACUGGAGAUUCUGCGUGUCAUGUGGAGCGGGAGCCACGCCCGCUGGGGCCAGCCCUUCCGCCUGCGCCACCUGACCACCGGGAGAUACCUGGGGCUGACGGAGGAAGGCGGCCUUCAUCUGGUGGAGCGCAACAGAGCUGACGUCGGCACCUCCUCUUUCUGCUUCCAACCCUCGAAGGAAAAGGCUCAACCAUGCUCUAAAAAGGAUGUUGAGGGCAUGGGCACGGCAGAGAUCAAGUAUGGAGACUCAAGCUGCUACAUCCAGCAUGUAACCUCCGGCCUGUGGCUCACCUACCAGGCGGUGGACGGGAAGUGUGCACGCAUGGGGUCCAUUCAGCGCAAGGCCAUUCUGCACAGCGAGGGUCACGUGGACGACGGGCUGACGCUGUCCCGCUCCCAGAGAGAGGAGUCGGGCAUCGCCAGGCUCAUCCGCACGGCGGUUCACCUCUUCACUGCAUUCGUCAGGAAACUGGACGGUCUGGAUCAACAAGAAAACGUCUCCUCGGUAAACCUCCAACUAGAGACAAUACAACUCUGUCUGGGGGAUCUGAUUCAUUUCUUCAAGCCCCCAGAGGAGGGACUGGGGCAUGAGACCUACCAGAACGGCCUGAAGACCUUGAAGAAAAGACAAAGCCUGUUUCAAGAGGAGGGCGUGGUGAACCUGGUGGUGGACUGCCUUGAUCGUCUCCAUCUGUACACCAGCGCCGCUAACUUUGCUGAAUCUGUUGGGGGGAGCGGAGAGGGAGAAGGCUGGGAAAGCCUCCUCAAUGUUUUCUAUCAACUACUGGCGUCUCUGAUCAGGGGGAACCGCAGAAGCUGUGCCCGGUUCUCUUCCUCACUGGACUGGCUGGUGGAGAGGCUGGAGCGAACGGAGGCCUCCACAGGUGUCUUGGAGGUUCUGCACUGCAUGGUGCUGGAGAGCCCAGAGGCCCUCAAUGUCAUUAAAGGGGGACACAUCCAAUCCAUAAUUUCCCUCCUGGAUAAACAUGGACGAAAUCACAAGGUGCUGGAGGUGCUGUCGUCCCUGUCUCUGUGUCACGGCAUGGCCGUGCGCUCCAACCAGAACCUCAUCUGUCACGGCCUGCUCCCCGACCGAGACCUGCUUCUGCAGAGCCGGCUGGUCAACCAGGUCACAAGCAUGAGGCCCAACGUAUUCCUGGCCCUUGGGGAUGGGUCGGCCCAGCAUCGCAGGUGGUACUACGAACUGGCAGUGGACCGUGUUGAGCCCUUCCUCACGGCCGAGCCCACCCACCUGCGUGUGGGCUGGGCCUGCACCGAGGGCUACAACCCCUGGCCCACCGCCGGCGAGGGCUUUGGGGGCGAUGGGGUGGGAGAUGACCUCUACUCCUAUGGCUUCGACGGGCUCCGUCUCUGGUCAGGUUGUGUCAGUCGCCGGGUGAGUUCUCCCUUCCCUCACCUGCUGAGAGACGAGGACGUGGUCAGUUGCUGCCUGGACCUUGUGGCGCCCUCCAUCUCCUUCCGGGUCAACGGGCUGCCCGUGCAGGGCAUGCUGGAGAACUUCAACAGCGACGGCCUGAUGCACCCUGUGGUCAGCUUCUCCGCUGGAGUCAAGGUGCACUUCCUGUUCGGAGGACGGCACGGAGAGUUCCGCUUCCUGCCCCCGCCGGGUUUCGCCCCGUGCUCCGAGGCCCUGCUGCCCGGGGGGGCCAAGCUGAAGGUGGAGCCCUGCCAGCGCUACAGCCUGGACCCCGAGGACGGGGGGCGGGAGCUCCUGGGCCCCUCCAUGGCCCUGCUACCGCCCACCUUCACCCCCACACCCGUGGACAUCAGCAAGGUGGAAUUACCUGCGCAACUGGAACACAUCCGGGAAAGACUGGCUGAGAAUAUCCAUGAACUUUGGUCAAUGGACAAGAUAGGACUGGGCUGGGCCUACGGAUCUGUGAGAGAUGAGGUUAAGCGUUUGGACCCCGGCCUGGUCGAGUUCCAAAAGCUUCCUGAGAAGGAGAAGAACCAGAAUCUUCAGAUGGCUCAGAUAACAAUCAAGACGCUCCUCGCUCUUGGAUUCCACAUUGGGCUGGCAGACGACCACGCUGAGAAACACCUUCAGUACAUACGGCUUUCAGCAAAGUAUGAGCAGCCCAGUGGCUACCGGCCCGCCCCGCUCGACCUGAGCCAGAUGGUGCUGGGCGUGGCCCUGGUGACGGCCGUGGACGCCCUGGCCCAGAACGAGCACAACGCCUGGGCCGAGCAGCUCAUCGCACAGGGCUGGACCUAUGGAGCUCAGCGGGAGGGGAAGGCCAAGAGGAGCCCCCAGCUGGUGCCCUACGGCCUGCUAGAGGAGCAGAGCAGGGAGGCGGGCAGAGACAGUGCCCGGGAGGCGGUCUGCACCCUGCUGGCCUACGGAUACAGCCUGGAGCCCCUCGCCCUGGAGCCCGCUGCUCUGAGCGACCCGUGCAGUCUGCCCUCCGCCGAGGGGGGCCGGAUGUUUCGUGCCGACCAGCGCUACGCGGUGACCCAGGGCCGCUGGUACUUUGAGUUUGAGGUGCUGACGGCGGGGGCCAUGAGGGUGGGCUGGGCUCGACCACAAUGCUCCCCGGACCGAGAGCUGGGCUCUGACGACAUGGCCUAUGUCUUUGACGGCUCCACGGCCCAGUGGUACCACCAGGGGGGCGAGCCUCUGGGCUGUCCCUGGAAGAGGGGUGACGUGGUGGGCUGCCUGCUGGACACGGCCCAGCGCACCAUGGUGGUCAGCCUCAACGGGGAGGCACUGCUCAACCACCUGGGCUCGGAGCUGGCCGCCAAAGACUUUGACAUCGGAGACGGCCUGCUGCCUGCGGUGAGCCUUGGGCUGAACCAGGCGGGGAGGCUGAACCUGGGCAGGCAGGGGGCCACGCUUCAGUGCUUUGCCCGCUGUGGCCUCAAGGAGGGCUACCAGCCCUUCGCCGACAACAUGGCCAGAGAACCCCCCCUCUGGAUGAGCUGGAGGCAGCCUCAAUUCAUCUCCGUCCUGCCCCACCACCGAGACCUGAUGGUCACCAGAGACAAUGGGAAGGCCGAUGCUUCCCCAAGCCUUAAGGUGUCUCAGCGAACGAUGGCGUUGUCUAACCUCGGAGGCAUUGAGACGGGCUUCUACCGACUCAGCAUGUCUGUCCAGACGGCUGCAGUACUCGCCAGUCCUGCAGGGGGUGCUCUCCCGGGGACCACCAGCCCGGUGUCUCCAAGCAGGAAGGAAAUGGAGGAGUUUGAGGUGGACUCAGACUUUGAGGUGCUAAUGAAGUCUGCCCAUGGGUUCUCUGGAUCGAGGGACGAGCUGAAUCAAAAGGACCAGAGCCACGACAAAACAUCCAGGCUCAAGCAGCGAAGGUUCAUGCUGAAGAAGAACAAACCGGACUUGGUCUGCAGCAACUCCUCCGCCCGGCUGCUGGAGGACGUGCUUGUGGAGAAGGAAAACAACGGCUGUCUGGUGCAGAGCUCAAUGUAUUACUACUCAGUACGGGUGCUUCCUGGCCAGGACCCCUUCAAUGUGUGGGUGGGCUGGGUGACCUCUGACUUCCACCAGCAUGGGCCCACCUUCGACCCUGACAGAACCCGCACCGUGACGGUGACCUUGGGGGACGACAGCGGCAAGGUGCAGGAGAGCGUGAAGCGAAGUAGCUGCUACAUGGUGUGUGCGGGAGAAGCCACCGGUCUGUCCCAGAGCCGGAGGAGCGCGGGCCUUGAGAUCGGCUGUCUGGUCAACAGCGCCAGCGGGCUGCUCACCUUCACGUCCAGCGGAGUGGACAUGGCCACUUUCUACCAGGUGGAGGGAAGCACAAGGCUGUUCCCUGCCGUCUUCGUCAAGCCCACUGCCUCCCAAAUGUUUCAGUUCAAUCUGGGUUGUGUCAAGAACGUGAUGCCGUUGUCAGCGGGUCUCUUCCGCAGCCAGAGGACCAACACGGCUCCUCAGUGCCCUCCCAGGCUGCACGUCCAGCAGCUCUGCCCCGUCUCCUGGACCCGGGUGCCCCAGCAGACGCUGAGGGUGGAGGCGACGCGGCUGGACGCCCGCCACGGCUGGCAGGUGCAGUGCUCCGAGCCGCUGCAGGUCAUGAACCUCCACAUCCCGGAUGAGAACAGGUGCGUGGACAUCUUGGAACUGUCGGAACGUCAUGACCUCCUUACCUUUCAUCACCACACCCUCCUCCUCUACUGCUCCCUCUGUGCCCUUGGCAACGCCAGGGUGAGCCACGCCCUCUGCAGUUACCUGGACCAAUCCCAGCUCCUCUAUGCCAUUCAGAAUCCCUAUCUCCCUGGGCCGCUGCGAACAGCCUUAUAUAAACUCCUCAUUCAGGUUUACCUCAGCUCCAGCGCCACCGCGUGCCUCAUGACCAACCAGGAGUACGUCAUCCCCCUGACGGAGCAGGCCAGCUCCCUCACCCUUCAACCAGGCUCUGGUACCACGGGUGCGGGCUCUUCCGGUCCACCUAGUCCCAUUCCGAGCAUGGCCCUCAGCACCUCCCUCAAGCCCAAGAUGCUCCUCUCCUUGACCUGCUUUGUGCGUGCGAGCAACGGGAUCGCGGACGCUAGCGUAGAAGGUAGCGGCGGCGGCCCCGAGCCCUCGGUCUUCACGGGCAGCCCGCGCAUCCCCCUGGAGCAGCUGAAGAGCCUCACCGUGGAGCUGCUCAGCGCGGCAGUGGGGGCGGCGGGGCAGGGCGUCCGCGACCCAGAAGGGGGCAGUGUUGAGCUGCUGCUGGUGCCGCCACUCCGGCUGUUCUACAGCCUGCUGGUCAUGGGGGUGUUUGGGGACGAGGAUCUGGGUAAGGUGCUGGAGCUGAUCGAGCCCGGGGUCUUCCGCAGGGAUCCCCGUGGCGAGGAAAAGGGGACGCUUGAUGACCAGGGGGGCCAUGGUGGUGAUGAUGAUGAUGAUGAGGAUGAUGAUGAUGACGAUGAUAAUAAUGGAUUUAGGAAGGAACAGAUGGGCUGCAAAGGCGGGAAGGAAAACAUUCCCAAACAAGGGCUACUCAAGAUGAAGCUGCCCGAAGCUGUCAAACUGGAGCUGUGCCAGCUCCUGUCCUACCUGUGUGACUGCCAGGUGCGCCACAGGGUGGAGGCGGCGGCGGCCUUCUCAGAGAGCUUCGUGGGCCGGCUGCAGGAGAACCAGCGCCUGCGCUACAACCAGGUGAUGGAGGCGUUUAACAUGUCCGCCGCCCUCACCGCCCGCAAGACCAAGGAGUUCCGCUCCCCUCCGCUGGAGCAGAUGAACAUGCUGCUGAGCUUCAGAUCGGAUCAGGACCACGACGACUGUCCCUGUCCAGAGGAGAUCCAGGACCUGCUACACGACUUCCACCACCGCCUCACCACACACUGUGGAAUUGACACAGAUGGUGAUCAGGAGAGCGAUGAGGGAACAGAGAGCAACAUUAAAGACCGACUCGUCAGCCUGAUAAGGAGGGUCAUCGGCAGAAAAAAGAAUUGCACAGACAGCGAGAUUGAACGCAGAUCAAAGUCUCCCAUGUCCCUCAAGGAGCUCAUCUCGGCGACGGUGGUCCUCUGGGCCCAGGAGAGCGAGGUGGGCGACCCGGCUCUGGUGAGGGCCAUGUUCUCCCUGCUGCACCGCCAGUACCAGGGCCUGGCGGGCCAGAUGGGAGCGCCGCUCCGCAGGGCCUACACCAUCAGCCGGGCCUCGGUGGAGGACGCCGUGGGCCUGCUGGCCUCGCUGGGGCAGAUCCGAUCGCUGCUCAGCGUCCGCAUGGGGGGCGAGGAGGAGCGGCUGAUGAUCCGAGGGCUCGGGGAUAUCAUGAACAACAAGGUGUUCUACCAGCACCCAGACCUGAUGAGGGCGCUGGGGAUGCACGAGACUGUGAUGGAGGUGAUGGUCAACGUGCUGGGGGAGGGAGAGUCCAAGGAGAUCAGCUUCCCCAAGAUGGUGGCCCACUGUUGCCGGUUCCUGUGCUACUUCUGCCGCAUCAGCCGCCGCAACCAGGGCGCUCUGUUCGACCGCCUCAGCUACCUUCUGGAGAACAGCAGCGUGGGACUAGCCUCUCCAUCCAUGCGUGGAGCCACACCCCUGGACGUGGCUGCAGCCUCCGUCAUGGAUAACAACGAGCUGGCCCUGGCGCUACGGGAGCCCGACCUAGAGAAGGUGGUCCAGUACCUGGCCGGCUGCGGGCUCCAGAGCUGUGCCAUGCUCGUGUCCAAGGGCUACCCGGACCUGGGCUGGAACCCCGUGGAGGGAGAGCGCUACCUGAACUUCCUGCGCUUUGCCGUCUUCUGCAAUGGGGAGAGCGUGGAGGAGAAUGCCUAUGUUGUGGUGAAGCUGCUGAUUCGCCGGCCCGAGUGCUUUGGCCCCGCCCUGCAGGGCGAGGGGGGGGACGGCCUGCUGGUUGCUAUGGAGGAAGCCAUCAGGAUCUCUGAGGAUAUCUCUAUGGACGGACCCUCAACCGCCUACAGGGACGCCGCGGAGGACGCCGCGGAGGACGACGGGGGAAACGAUGACCUCAUCCACAUGGGGCACGCCAUCAUGACCUUCUACGCGGCACUCAUUGAUCUGCUGGGCCGCUGUGCGCCGGAGAUGCACCUGAUCCAUGCUGGGAAGGGGGAGGCCAUCCGCGUGAGGUCCAUCCUGCGGUCCCUGGUCCCCCUCUCUGACCUGCAGGGGGUGAUCAGUAUUCCCUUCCAGAUCCCCUCUAUGGAUUCCAAUGGCACACUGGUGGAGCCCGAUCCAACUACAGUGUUCUGCCCAGACCACAAGGCUGCUAUGGUCCUGUUCCUGGACCGUGUCUAUGGCAUCCCGGACCAGCAGCUCCUCUUCCACCUGCUCCAAGUGGGCUUCCUGCCCGACCUGCAAGCUGCUGCCUCGCUGGACACUGCUGACCUUGGCUCCGUCGACAUGGCCCUGGCUCUCAACCGCUACCUUUGCACGGCCGUGCUCCCCCUGCUCACAAAGCACUCCGGCCUCUUCCACGCCUCCGACGUCACCCCCCCCGCCCCGGCCGCCCUGGUCCAGGCCCUCACCCAGGCCGUGUACCGCCUCUCCGCCUCGCCCAACCUCACCAAGGCUCAGAGGGAUUCCAUCGAGCAGUGCAUGCUCGCUAUCUGCGGUGAACUUCAGCCAUCAAUGAUCCAGCCUCUACUGCGGCGUCUCGUCUUUGACAUUCCCCAACUCGCGGGCCACACCAAGAUGCCACUAAAGUUGCUGACCAAUCACUAUGAACAGAACUGGAAGUACUACUGUCUGGUUGGCGAGUCUGGAAACCUAGGCUCCGCCUCGGAGGAGGAGCUUCAUAUGUCCAGGAAGUUGUUUUGGGGCCUGUUCAAUGCUCUGGCUCAAAAGCCCUACGAGGCCGAGCUGUUCAGACUGGGGCUCCAGAGCCUGGCUGCCCUGGCCGGGGCCCUGCCCCCCUGCCACACCCACCCCUGCUGCCUGAGCCAGACGGAGGGGAAGGGCUCCUGGGACAAAGAGGGCCAGUUCAACCCCCAGCCGGUGGACACCUCCAGUGUGUCGCUGCCGGAGAGACUGGAGUUUGUUGUGAACAAGUACGCGGAGCAUACCCAUGAGAAAUGGUCGCUGGACAAGUUUGCUAACGGCUGGGUGCACGGGGAGCAGCUGUGUGAGCAGGCCAAGGUUCACCCCCUGCUGAAGCCGUACCGGGCUCUGGCGGAGAAGGACAAAGAGGCGUACCGCUGGGCUAUCAGGACGUUAAAGACAAUGCUGUCCAUCGGAUGGACGGUGGAGAGGAGUACCGAGGGCGACUCCUUUGGUCUCCCCACCACUUGCACACGCAGGCCCCGCAGGCAGGACCGGUACGUGGCCUUGCGUGGUGGAGCGAGUCAUUCCCUGCUGGUGCCCUACGACGCCCUGAGCGCCAAGGAGAGGAGCAAGCUGCGGGACAGAGCCCAGGACGUCCUGAAGUUCCUCCAGCUCAACGGCUACACAGUGUGGAGGGACCGGAAGUCGGUGGAGACGGACUGCCCGGCCAUAGCCACCCGCUACGGCUACACCCUCCUACAGAGGCUGCUGUCCUACACAGAGGAGGCCCAGGAGGACAUCCUGGAGCUGGGUGGUGCUUCCUCUGCUGGAACAAUACCUCAAGAGCCACCAGGCCUACUACCUUUCCAACUCCAGCACGUACCAAGGCACCAGGGCCACGCUUCUAACAAGGAGAAAGAGAUGGUCGUCAGUUUGUUCUGUAAACUGGCGGGUCUAGUGAGACGUCGAACAUCUCUCUUUGGUGGUAAAGACGCAUCCAUCAACAGCUGCCUCCAUGUCUUGGCUCAGGCUCUGGAUGCCAGGACCCUGAUGCAGGGCUCCUCAGAGGUCAUCCGGGCCUCCCUGCGCUCCUUCUUCGAUGCGGCAGCCAUCGACCUGGAGACGACGGUGGAGCACCUCUCCAUGACCCUGGCGGCCGUCCCCCAGGGCAGGGGUCCGGGUCCGCAGCAUCACCGGGGCCUGGCCAGCGUGUGCGGCUACACGGCCUCCACCCUGCUGCCCCUCCUCACCGCCCUGUCCCAGCACCUCAGGAGCCAGGGCUCUGGAGAUGACCUAUUAGGUGAACAACACAACUAUACCGUAACUGUAAAGGUGGUCUGUUGGUUAUCCAACUGUGGUGGUAGUAAUUUAAUAAUCGUACCUGUCGCACCAGUUAACACUGUCUAUAGGCUGGAGAAGUGCGUGGGGGAUCGCCAGGCGUACUGUUACCGGAUCCUCAACUGCCUACAGAGGUCAGCCGCAGGCGCCUGUCUGGCCGACCUGAGCGGGGUGAUUCCCAGUCAGCGUCCUGGAGCCGGCCCCGCCCAGGACCAGCCCAGCCCAUCUUCCCACACGCUGAGACGACACCGAGAGCAAAGUGACACGCCCAGUCACUUCAGUCCUGCCGCUGCUCCCUGCUUAUCUGUCGUACCCCCAGACCUGGGGGUGCCCGGCAGCGCGGAGGAGCUGUGUCCCCUGCUGCCCUCCCUGGAGCAGGCCCUGGGGGAGGUGGAGACCUUGGCAGCCGCCGGCGCCGGGGCUCGCCAGGCCCACUACGGCCACGUCACCGAGGUCACCCUGCCCCUGGUGUGCAGCUACAUGGCCCGCCGGUGGCAGCCGGUGGGACAGCUGGUUCACCUCGACACCGCUCUACUGGGCCACAUCCUCCGUAUCCUCCACAACCACCUGGGGAAGUGCCAGGGGGACUGGAUGCAGCAGCUCGCAGUCUUCGCCCAGCCAAUCAUCUGUGAGGCCUGCCCCGCCCUCCUGAAGAGCCACUUCCUGCCGCUGAUGGAGAAGCUGAGGAAACGGGCGGAGGGCAUCCUGCAGGAGGAGCGCAUGAAGAUGGACGUGGCGUCCCACAGCGACCGCUCCGAGGCCGAGCUGCGCAUCCAGGAGAAGUUCAUGGUGCUGGUGCGGGACCUGUACGCCUUCUACCUGCUGCUGAUCCCCUUCGUGGAUGCCAAGCGAGCCAGCUGGUUAAAGGAGUGCGACCCAGAGGCCCAGCAGUUGUUUGGCAUGGUGGCCGACAUCUUUACCUUUUGGGCCAAGUCUCAUAAUUUCAAGUGGGAGGAACAGAACUACGUGGUCCAGAAUGAAAUCAACAACUCAGCCUUCCUGGUCAACAGCAAUGACAAGAUGUCCAAGCCCAUGGACCAUGAGAACAGGAAGUCAAAAAGGAAGGGGGAUCGCUAUUCCCCACACACCUCUCUCAUUGUUGCUGCCGUGAAAAGGCUGCUCCCUGUAGGCCUGCGUUUCUGCUCUCCAGACGACCAGAGCCUUAUCGCACUGGCCAAGAGCCACCUCCAUCAGAGGGAUGCAGACGUUGAGAUUCAAGAGCAUAUCUGUAAUGGUCUAUUACAGCUUCAGAGCCGGCAGGACUCAACAGUGAGCCAGUGGCAGAAGGACCUCUACAGCGAGCCAAUUGGGCCGCAUAAGGACAGCACAGACAUCCAGAGCAAUGCAACGAGGAUCCUGCACAUCGCCCGCGUGCUCUAUUACCUGGAUCAGGUGGCACACCCUCAGAGCGGCAAGAGAGCCGCCUGGCACACGGUUCUAUCCAAGCAGAGGAAGAGAGCGGUGGUGGCCUGCCUCAGGAUGGCCCCCCUGUACAACCUGCCCAGGCACAGAGCCGUCAACCUCUUCCUCCAGGGUUACCACAAGUCCUGGAUAUCAGCUGAGGAUCACAGCUUUGAGGAAAACCUUGUGGAGGGUUUAGCAAGGAGGGGAGUGAUGAAGCACUGCGGAGCCAGCAGUGAGGAGGAGGAGGAGGAGGCGGAGGAGGAGGAGGAGGAGAAGAGGAAGCAGAAGGGGGUGGAGGAAUGUGCCCAGCCAAUCGAUCCCCUCCGACAACUCAUUACGCUCUUCAGCCAGAGCGCCCUGACAGAAGGAAGCAAACCUGGGAACGACACGCUGUAUAUGUCCUAUGCCACAAUUAUGGCUAAGAGUUGUCAAAGAAAGGAGGAAGAGGAUGAAAACGAGGAGAUGAAAACCUUUGAAGAGAAGGAGAUGGAGAAGCAGAAGCUGUUGUAUCAACAGGCCCGGCUCCACGACCGCGGCGCUGCAGAGAUGGUGCUGCAGACCAUCAGUGCCAGUAAAGGAGAGAUGGACUCCAUGGUUUCAUCCACUUUAAAGCUGGGUAUUUCCAUCCUGAAUGGAGGAAAUACGACUGUGCAGCAAAAAAUGCGGUAUCUUCGAGAAAGGCGAGACGUGGGCUUCUUCAAGAGCAUGGCGGGCCUCAUGCAAUCCUGCAGUGUGCUGGACCUGAAUGCAUUCGAGAGGCAGAACAAAGCGGAAGGAUUAGGGAUGACUGUGGACGAUAGCUCAGGGGAGAAGGUGAUGCCAGACGAAGAAUUGACCUGUGAUCUGUUUCGUUUCCUGCAGCUGCUUUGUGAAGGACACAACUCAGAAUUCCAGAAUUACCUGAGAACACAAACCGGCAACAACACCACAGUUAACAUCAUCAUAUCCACUGUUGACUACCUGCUAAGGCUACAGGAGUCAAUCAGUGAUUUCUACUGGUUUUACUCGGGGAAGGCAGUGAUUGAUAACCACGGGCGGCAGAGUUUCUCUAAGGCCAUCAGUGCGGCCAAGCAGGUCUUCAAUACUCUCACCGAGUACAUACAGGGUCCGUGCACGGGGAACCAGCAGAGUCUGGCCCACAGCCGCCUCUGGGACGCUGUGGUGGGAUUCCUCCACGUCUUCGCUCACAUGCAGAUGAAGCUCUCGCAGGAUUCCAGGCAAAUAAAUCUGCUGAAGGAGUUGAUGGAUCUGCAGAAGGACAUGGUUGUAAUGCUGCUCUCGCUGUUAGAGGGUAACGUGGUGAACGGCACCAUCGGGAAGCAGAUGGUGGACAUGCUGGUGGAGUCCUCCAGCAACGUGGAGAUGAUCCUCAAGUUCUUCGACAUGUUCCUCAAGCUAAAAGACCUGACGUCGUCCGAAGCCUUCCGGGAGUACGACCCCGAGGCCCAGGGCUGCGUGUCCAGGAAGGACUUCCAGAAGGCCAUGGAGAGGUGCAAGCGCUUCUCCCCGCCCGAGGCCCACUUCCUGCUGUCCUGCACCGACGCAGAGACCCUGCUGGACUACGAGGGCUUUGUGGACCGCUUCCACGAGCCAGCCACAGACAUCGGCUUCAGCCUGGCCGUGCUGCUCACCAACCUGUCGGAGCACAUGCCCAACGACUCCCGGCUCGGCACGUUCCUGGAGCUGGCCAAGUGCAUCCUGACCUACUUCCGGCCAUACCUGGGGCGCAUCGAGAUCCUGGGCAGCGGGAAGCGCAUAGAGCGGGUCUACUUUGAGAUCAGCGGGUCGAGCCGCACGCAGUGGGACAAGCCCCAGGUGAAGGAGUCCAAAAGGCAGUUCAUCUUCGACGUGGUGAACGAGGGAGGGGAGAAGGAGAAGAUGGAGAUGUUUGUCAAUUUCUGCGAGGACACCAUCUUCGAGAUGCAGCUGGCGUCUCAGAUAUCCGACUCCGGCGCCGGGCAGAAAAGUUCUGGCAGCGAUUUAGAGGAUGAGGAGGAAAAUGUUAAUAGCAACAACGGGAAAGAGCCGGACGCAAAGCCUGGCUCGACACAUGAAAACGCUCUGUACUUCAAGCGGAUGACGGCGAGGGACCUCCUGGUGGCGCCCGUGUGGCUGGUCAGAUGGGUCCUCCUGGGCACGGCGGCGCUGGGCUGGGCCGCGGUGCGCACCGUCCUCUACGCGCUGUACGUGGCCUUCAUCAACGGGGGCAUCGUCGAGGCCUUCCAGAGGACUGGGGUGCUGGACGCACUAGGCAGCAUCCCGGAGCCCACGCUGGACCGGGUCGCGGAGGCGUCGGCCCCUCUCCGGGAUCGGCGGCCCCCAUAUUGGUAUGCGCCUGACGAAGGAAGACGGGCAGUAUCGAUUCCACACGGACGACCCUACAGCGAGUCUGACCGACCUGUACCGCGCGCCCGCCGCUGGACAGAGCGCCCCAGGUCACUUUGUCCCCGGGGAGCAUCAGGUGAAGGUCCUGCAGGCUCCGGCGGGUAUCGGGAGGGGGAAGAUGAGAAAGUGUCUGAGUCUCAGAAGAAAAUAGGAGACGUGACUGAGAAGACGGAGGUCAAGGAGGAGACCAGGGGGAAGUGGAAAACCAAGCGGUGCUCCAGCCAGUGUGAGGAACCAGACGCCCAGCAGUCUGCCCUGUGGGGGUUGAUGGGCAGCUAUCAGAUGAAGCUGCUGAAUUGCUUUGCGAGGAAUUUCUACAACAUGAGAUUGCUGUCUCUCUUCGUGGCAUUCGCUAUCAACUUCAUCCUCCUCUUCUACAAGGUGUCUCCCUUCACCGUGGAGGAGGACCAGAUCAGCGCUACGGCGGCGGCGGCCUCGUCCCAGCCCGAGGGGGCUCAGGACCCCGCCGAGGGGGGAGGUGGCGGCGACGGGGGCUUCUUCGUCCUGGAGGAGAGUAGCGGCUACAUGAAGCCCUCGCUGCGCCUCCUGGCCGUGACGCACACCCUCUUCUCCUUCUGUUGCAUCAUCGGCUACUACUGCCUCAAGGUGCCACUGGUGAUCUUUAAGCGGGAGAAGGAAAUCGCUCGGCGGCUGGAGUUUGACGGCGUGUACGUGACCGACCAGCCCCCGGACGACGACAUCAAAGGCCAGUGGGACCGAAUGGCCAUCAACACACGGUCGUUUCCCAACAAUUACUGGGAUAAAUUUGUCAAGAGGAAGGUGAUGGAUAAGUACGGGGAGCUGUACGGCAGCGAGCGGAUCGGUGAGCUGCUGGGUUUGGACCGCGCCGCGCUGGACUUCAGCUCCCAGAGUGCGAGGCCAGGAGACCCAGGAGGGACACGGCCUGGAGCUCUCUCAUGGCACUACUUGUGUUUCAGAUGCUACGCCGUUGACCUCAAGUACCAGGUCUGGACUGGGGUGGUGUUCACUGAUAACUCUUUCCUAUACCUCACCUGGUACAUGGUCAUGUCAGCCCUGGGCCACUACAACAACUUCUUCUUCGCCGUUCACCUCCUGGACAUCGCCAUGGGCUUCAAGACCCUGCGCACCAUCCUGUCCUCGGUCACGCACAACGGGAAGCAGCUGGCCCUGACGGUGGGCCUGCUGGCGGUGGUGGUGUAUCUCUACACCGUGGUCGCCUUCAACUUCUUCCGCAAGUUCUACAACAAGGGCGAGGACGGCGGCACCCGGGACAUGAAGUGCAACGACAUGCUCACCGUGAGUACGCAGCGGCCUUCUCCCAAACCAAAGUUUCCCUUCGUUACCCCAUCACUCCUCUAA
Gadus chalcogrammus (walleye pollock) is the source of this 14691-nucleotide messenger RNA. RefSeq names its product ryanodine receptor 2b (cardiac) (gene ryr2b). Gene Ontology annotation, molecular function: calcium ion binding; protein binding; ryanodine-sensitive calcium-release channel activity. The record is from RefSeq and is a predicted model, not a curated record. Gene Ontology annotation, cellular component: smooth endoplasmic reticulum; Z disc; sarcoplasmic reticulum membrane. NCBI's taxonomy places the organism in Eukaryota, Metazoa, Chordata, Actinopteri, Gadiformes, Gadidae. Gene Ontology annotation, biological process: calcium ion transmembrane transport; intracellular calcium ion homeostasis.